UAUUCCCUUCUUCCAACUUGCAUUGCCUUGAAUCUGCUUGCUUGCUUCCUUUCUCCGGCUGCUGCUCGAUCGUCCCCGGCGACGGCUGGUACGUGUUGGCGAUUCCGGAGGUUUUGGGUGUGCCCAUCGGCGAAUUAUUCCCAUGGUGUUGCGUGCCACGCCUCUGGGAAUCUAGGCCGGUGGUGCAUCGAUUCCGAUCGAGCUUCGCACUUGCGGCGCGCUAUUUAAGCGUCGCCGCCGUGCUAAACCUUCUCCCCUCCUCCAAAUCUCGUCUUGAACUCGUUUUUGCAAAGAAAUCUUACGGUUUUCAGUAAAUUUACACUCGGAGAAGCAAUAUAUAGAUGAACACCAAGAAGAUUAAGCUGCACGACCACCACUGCAGCGGGAUGAUGCCCCUGCGCGACCCCUCGCCGGCGCCGCAGCCUCUCGCGUCCUUCACCGGGCUCUCGUCGCCGUUCUACGAGGGGUUCGGGAGUUAUGCGGCUCAUCAUCAGCACCAGCAGCAGGGAAGUGCCGGCUGGCCGCGGGAAGAGUACCCUGGGCCGGCGGCCGCAACGAGGCCGGCGUUCGCGCAGAGCUGCGUCGGCUCCAGCACGGCGGCUUUCUACGCCGCUGAGAACCUGCUCGGCAUGGCGCAGUUCGACUGCGCUCCUGCCGGGAUGUUCCCGCCGACGACGACGCCGUUCCGGUCGUCCGCGGACAGAGAGCUCUACCGGUCGCUUGACCCGCCGUUGAUGCUCCGUGCGGCGGACCAGUCGUCCUCCGUGAGGACGUACUACGUCCGGCCGCAGCGGCGGGACGCCGCCGAGCUCCCAUUGCCCGUGGCGCCGCCGCAGCACCAGCAAGAGCGAGCGCACAAUCAUCACGUGCCGUUCCCGGCGAGCGCGACCCGGGACCGGGAGGCGCCCAGCAGCAGCGUGCAGAGCCAGAUGGAUCACCAGCUGUCCGCCAGGAGCUUCAACGGCAGCGUGGCGCGGCCAGCCACGCCACCGCCGAGCAAGACGCGUAUCCGGUGGACGCAGGACCUGCACGAGCGGUUCGUGGAGUGCGUGAACCAGCUCGGCGGCGCAGACAAGGCGACGCCAAAGGGGAUCCUGAAGCUGAUGAACUCUGAUGGCCUGACAAUCUACCACAUCAAGAGCCAUCUUCAGAAAUAUCGUACGGCCAAGUGCAUGCCACCACCAUCUUCAUUGUCCGAAGGGAAACAGGACGAGAAGAGGGGCGACUCGAUGCAGGAUCCGGAACGGAAUACUGCGAUGCCCAUCACGGAAGCACUCCGCGUCCAGCUCGACGUGCAGCGCCGGCUCCACGAGCAGCUCGAGAUACAGCGGAAACUGCAGGUGAGGAUCGAGGAGCAGGGGAAAAGGCUGCAGCAGAUGUUCGAAGACCAGCUCAAGGCCAGCAGGAACGUGGCCAGCUGCUCGCCGUCGACAGACGGCCCCAUCGGCGUCCUCCCCUUCCCGUCAGCGACCGUGGAGCAAGACGACCCCGUAUUCGUCGACAUCGUCAUCGACGACGAUGACGAGGACCAAGUGCAGCUGUUGUCCGUCGCUAAGGGCGGCAGCUACGACGACGAAUUCUAGCCCAGUGAAGCCUCCUCUGCCACUACCAUCCCUCUAGUCCAGCCUUCGUUUUUGACAAAUGGUUUGCUACUUUGCGGUAGUUCACGAUGUAUGGCAAUCGUUGCGUGCCAUGAGAAAACUGGAGCCGUCCACGAUUUCUUUGUCGAAUCGGACGCUGCCUCGCAUGACCCACACGUUCACGACCAAUUCUCAUUUGCUAUUUCUCCAUCAGAAUUGUAAGAAUUUCAGUUUGCCCAAAAAACAAA
Molecule: messenger RNA, 1828 nt
Organism: Lolium perenne
Lineage: Eukaryota; Viridiplantae; Streptophyta; Magnoliopsida; Poales; Poaceae
Product: myb family transcription factor RLI1-like
Molecular function (GO): DNA binding; DNA-binding transcription factor activity
Source: RefSeq, a predicted model, not a curated record